AUGUCCGACACAUCAGAUACAACAAGAAGCCGCGGCCCCAGCGCCGAACUCCCCAUCACCACAGGCAAGGAAAAGGAGAUCCAAACAACCACCGGCACAGCCACCGCAACCGACGAAGAAGAUGAACCACAAGCCCGCGCGUGGUCCGCCGAGCACGACCUCGUCUACCCGGAAGGCGGAUGGACGGCCUGGUCCCAGGUCCUGGCCGGCAACAUGCUCAACGCCCUCGCCUGGGGCUACCCGGCCACCUUUGGCGUCUACCAGCUCUACUACACCGAGACGCUGCACCUGCCCGCCUCGCAGGUCUCGUGGAUCGGCUCCGUGCAAAUCUUUUUGACCUUUGCCGUCUGCACCGUCUCGGGCCGGUUGACGGACGCGGGGUACGCGCGGCACGCCGUCUCCGUGGGCUGCGCUUUUGUGGUGUUUGGGUCGUUUAUGACGAGUCUGUGUACGACGUAUUGGCAGAUUAUGCUGGCGCAGGGGUUCUGUACCGGUCUCGGGCUGGGUGUGCUGUUCAUGCCGGGUGUUGCUAUCAUCGGGUCGUACUUUAAACGGAGAAGGUCGCUGGCGCUCGCUGUUUCGGCGACGGGGACGGGUGUGGGAAGUCUUAUUUUCCCGUCGACGCUGCAGUAUCUCAUUCCGCAGGUUGGCUUUCCCUGGGCUGUGCGGUGUUCGGCGUUCGUCGCUCUUGGUGUAGCGACGAUUGCUAUUGCUCUGCUGAGACCUAGACUUCCGCCGAGGAAGGCUGGGCCAUUGUUGGAGUGGUCCGCUUUCCGGGAGCUGCCGUACAUCUUGUACACCCUGGGCGUCUUCUUCUACUUCAUGGCGCUGUACUUUGGGUUCUUUUAUAUAAACACCUACGCCCGCAAGGUCAUAGGAUUCUCUACAACAGAGUCGGUAACGCUGCUCCUCAUCACCAACGGAAUGGGCAUCCCGAUCCGGCCCAUCGUCGGCUGGCUAGCCGACCGCCACGUCGGCCCGAUCAACAUGUUCGUCAUGACCAUGUUCCUCCUGGGCUGCAUGGAAUUCGCCUGGAUCGGCGUGGAGUCGAGAACGGGCAUGUAUGUCUUCAGUGUCUUCUACGGCCUGUCCAACGGCGCGACGCAGGGCGUCUUCGUGGGCUCGACCGCCAGUCUGACGACCGACCCGCAGAAGAUGGGCACGCGGUUCGGCAUGGUCGCUACCAUCUCGGGCUUCGCGACGCUGGCUGGGCCACCGAUCGCGGGCGCCAUCAUUGACAGGUCGGGGGGUUCGUACCUCGGGGCCCAGGUCUGGGGCGGCGUGAUGAUGAUUGCGGGUGCGCUGACGGUGGGAGCGGCGAGGACGGCCAAGGCGGGCAAGGCUUGGGGGGCGAAGUUGUAG
Messenger RNA from Colletotrichum phormii, 1362 nucleotides. Its product is annotated as major facilitator superfamily transporter. Bases 1 to 1362 code for a protein of 453 amino acids. Gene Ontology annotation, molecular function: transmembrane transporter activity. The record is from RefSeq and is a predicted model, not a curated record. The transcript is spliced from 2 exons. NCBI's taxonomy places the organism in Eukaryota, Fungi, Ascomycota, Sordariomycetes, Glomerellales, Glomerellaceae. Gene Ontology annotation, cellular component: membrane. Gene Ontology annotation, biological process: transmembrane transport.